This is a messenger RNA of Astyanax mexicanus (Mexican tetra), 15823 nucleotides long. It is a transcript of the gene wnk1b, whose product is annotated as WNK lysine deficient protein kinase 1b. Gene Ontology annotation, molecular function: protein serine/threonine kinase activity; potassium channel inhibitor activity; ATP binding. The transcript is spliced from 33 exons. Gene Ontology annotation, cellular component: cytosol; cytoplasm. Bases 1421 to 9328 code for a protein of 2635 amino acids. Lineage: Eukaryota; Metazoa; Chordata; Actinopteri; Characiformes; Acestrorhamphidae. The record is from RefSeq and is a predicted model, not a curated record. Gene Ontology annotation, biological process: negative regulation of sodium ion transport; intracellular signal transduction; positive regulation of sodium ion transmembrane transporter activity.
AUAGAAGUCCGCCGCUGCUGUGUGUGCGGAGGGAAAGGCGACCCCCCUCGGUGUGUUUGAUAAAAGCCCGGCUGAGGCUCUUGUGGGCGGGGAGCUGGAGCAGCUCGUGUCGGCGCAGCCUCCAACGUGACACACUGGAAUAAGCAUCAGAAGCGAUAGAGAGAGAGAGAAGGAGAGAAAGAGAGAAAGAGAGACCAGCUGCUCAACAACACAAAGCGUACGUUUGGACUCUAAACGUUAUACAGUGCGGGGAAAUGCUGAGAUUUGAUCUGCUGCUUGCUGGUUCUCGGUAGGAUAGGCUCUCUGACUGUGUCCACCGUCCAGGAAUUACACACAGUUUCACCGGCCAGACUGAACAGAGGAGACGAGCUGCAGUGGAUGUUUGUUUUUUCGCUGCAUUGUUCAUGGGAAAGGCGAUACGGAGAGACUGCGAGAGCGAACUUGAGAGAAACCAGCCAACCUGAAGAUCUGCAGGACUGGGUUUAACAGCUGCAGCAGUAUAUCAUUGGCCUGUGGGAAUAUAAGCAACAUUUUCAACCCAGCAUUAACAACAUUAACCCAGUCGUUUGCAGAGCUGCUGUGGCAGUAGGCAGUAGCUGUAGUGCCUGUGUGUAUGUGUUGAACGGCAUGUCCUGCAGGAAGGAUUUCUCCUAAAUUAGAUAGUAUUAGUACCAAGUAAUAAUAUGUAUUCGGUUAUUUAGCUAGCUAUGACUUGUUGGUACUGUUAUGGCUAGCUAUCUAACCUAACUUAACCUAACCUAGCCCAACGCAGCAAGCUCACAGUCUGCAGUCUUUAGGUUAGCUUGGUUGGGUUUUUCCUUCUUCCUCACACUACAGACUACUGCUGUUGCUGUCUGUCUGUCUGACUGUGUGAUUGUCUUUCGUCUUGUCUGUUUCAUUGGAGGAGGAUGACACCAAAGGAUGGAUAACACGAUACGAAAGUGAGUCUGGACCUGGGGUUGGGUUACGCAGCCGGGUUGACCGUUCCCUGUUUCCCGAAGGAAAGCGUGAAAAGGCUUUAGCCCCGCCCGUCUUGUGGUUCCUUAUGCUCCAUGAAGACUCUUCCCGGGUUGCUGCAGGAUGGAUGGUGUGGAUUUGACGGUUCUUGUCUGUCACCAUCAGCGCUUGCUUCUCUGUGACUGCGUCUUGUUCUUUUACAUUUAUAAAAGAACACCCCCUCUCCUGGACUCGUACCAUAAAUACUGUAACAGUAACUGUUUAUAAGGAACACCCAAGGAGGGGGUUCUCCCAGAAACUCUCUGAGGCUCUUUAAAGCUUUUAAUUUGUGAUCAUACCCUUCACUCUGUUUGUGGAGAGAAGUUCUUCACUAUAAAGUGAACGUUUACAUUUGGAUUUAUACACAGUAAUUUAUUUAUUCUUUUUGAUAGUUAGCUUUAUUUUGUUUUUGCCUGGUGUGAAGAUGUCCAAGAACAAUGGCACAGAGUUCCUGGCCCCUCCGCCACCAAAGAAUGUGAAUGGUUCGGGCUCCGACUCGCUGCUCGGCGAAAAGCUGGGUGCGGAGGUCCGGCACCGGCGCCACACUAUGGAUAAAGACCUGAAGACUGCUGAGCACCGGUUCUUUAGGCGCAGUGUCAUCUGCGAUUCCAACGCUACUGCUCUAGACCUUCCUAGCAAAGCUUGCAUCCCCACUUCGCCUCCGGAUCGCGAAUCAUCUGCGGCGCCCUUGAGCCUUGGUUCUGCUCCUGAUGUAGCUGCUGAGGCCUGCUUGGCUGUGGUGGAGAUUGUUGUAGAAGAACAGGCAGAAGAUACCAGUGAAGGAGGGCGGCUGUCUGGGCUUGACGGGGAUGAGAAGCAAAUCCAGACUUUAAGCCCUGAGAAAAGUGAAGCUUCUGGAACCCCAGUUUUGGUGCCCAUCGUAGUGGAUAACCAGGAGCAAGAUGUUGGAGAGGCUGAAAAACGCGAGGAGGAGGAGAAAGGGGCAGCAAAGGCCCGCGCUGAAGCAGAACAGAGGGAGGCUGAGAAGAAGGAGCGAGAGGAUGAGGAAGUGGAGACGAAAGCCGUGGGCACUUCGCCAGAUGGGCGCUUUCUUAAGUUUGACAUCGAGAUUGGACGCGGCUCUUUCAAAACCGUCUACAAGGGCUUGGACACUGAGACAACUGUGGAAGUAGCGUGGUGUGAACUCCAGGACCGUAAGCUCUCCAGGUCAGAGCGGCAGCGCUUUAAAGAAGAGGCAGGUAUGCUGAAAGGUCUGCAGCACCCAAACAUCGUUCGUUUCUACGACUCCUGGGAGUCUCCCUCCAAAGGACGCAAGUGUAUCGUGCUGGUGACGGAGCUGAUGACUUCAGGCACCCUAAAAACGUAUCUGAAGAGGUUCAAGGUGAUGAAGAUCAAGGUUCUGAGGAGCUGGUGUCGUCAGAUCCUGAAGGGCCUUCAUUUCCUCCACACUAGGACUCCUCCUAUCAUUCACAGGGACCUGAAGUGUGAUAACAUCUUCAUAACCGGCCCCACCGGCUCGGUUAAGAUCGGUGACCUGGGCCUGGCUACUCUAAAGCGCUCUUCUUUCGCCAAGAGUGUUAUAGGUACCCCUGAGUUCAUGGCGCCUGAGAUGUAUGAGGAGAAGUAUGACGAGUCGGUGGAUGUGUAUGCCUUUGGGAUGUGCAUGUUGGAGAUGGCGACCUCUGAGUACCCGUACUCCGAGUGUCAGAACCCUGCUCAGAUCUACCGCCGGGUCACCAGCGGAGUGAAGCCUGGCAGCUUUGAUAAGGUCGCCAUACCGGAGGUGAAGGAGAUCAUCGAGGGGUGUAUCCGCCAGAACAAAGAUGAGAGAUACGCUAUUAAAGUCCUGCUGAACCAUGCCUUCUUCCAGGAGGAGACGGGGGUGCGAGUGGAACUGGCUGAGGAGGAUGAUGGCGAGAUGAUCGGCAUCAAGCUCUGGCUGCGUAUUGAAGAUGCUAAGAAGUUAAAGGGCAAAUACAAAGACAACGAAGCCAUCGAAUUCUCCUUUGAUCUUAGUAAGGAUGUCCCUGAAGAUGUGGCCCAGGAAAUGGUUGACUCUGGCUAUGUGUGUGAAGGCGACCACAAGACGAUGGCCAAGGCCAUUAAAGACCGCGUGUCACUGAUCCUCCGCAAGCGAGAGCAGCGUCAGCUCGUGCGAGAGGAGCAGGAGAAGAAGCGCAAACAGGAAGCCGAACAGCAGCAGCUGAGCGAAUCCCAGAAGGCUUUGCAGCUCGGACAUUUAGCAACCCAAGGAGCUCCUCAGAGUCAGUGUGGUGGUCAGCCUCAGACACCUGGACCUGGCCAGACUGAAGCAGAGGAUCCUGAAGCAGAGCAGCACCAACACCUACAGUACCACCAAAGUGGAAUCUCUGUUACAUCGGAAAGCACCAUGGACAGUGGGCAGGGAUCAUCUUUAUACUCUGAGACUCCCCUCACCCAGCUUGCCAUGUCCUACAGUUCCCCCGCAGCGUCUCAGCAGGCCUCCCAGCAGCAGCAGCCCUCCUACACCCCCGCCUCCCAGCCUGCUGCCCAGCAGCAUCCUGCCUUCCCUCAGCAGCCCAUGCCGCAGUCAGUGAGUCAGCAGUAUGGUGGUGGCGGCAGUGGUGGUGGUGGAGGGGGUUCAGCUCUGGCCCCUGAGCCCCCGUUCUUUUUCGCUGCCAUCCCCGAGCGACCUGUCUCCUUCUCGCCUCCGCCUUCCUGCCCGCCCAAAGGCUUCAACGUGCAGCGCCGCAAGAGCACAUCCAUCCUGGAGGCCCACACCCGCCAUUUCCAGCCGGCUUACCGCAGCUACGGCAGCAGCCUUCACCCAUUCUCUGGAGUGGAGGGCCUGGAUCCGUCCCUCUACUUGCUGCCCAGCAUGGCUGCCCAAAGACUGGCCGAUCCCUUGCACAUGCAGGCCCCGCCCAAGCCCUUAUACGGCUAUAAAGAGCAGCAGGAGGAAGCUGUACGCAGACUGAGUCUCAACCAAGCCACCUUACUGGACCAUUUUGAAAGCAUGGCCGCGUAUGGCCACGGCUACCCAUUGGCGGCGCAUCAUCAGCUAAACCAGCUUAGCUUCCACCAGCACAUGCAAGCUGCCGCUGCUGCUAGCCUAGCUUUCGAGGCUCCACCGCCAAGUCCGGCCUACUUACACCCACACAUUCCUCCACACAUGCGCCUCACCCACAGCCCUGUACCACAGCUCACUCCUAUAAGUAUAGCCCAGCCGGUUACCUCUGUAGCCCAGCCUACUUAUGACCAGCCUCACUCUUCAUUCCCUCACUCUGCUCCACCAGUCUUAGCCCAUGCCGCCGAGCCUGCCAGUGCCUUCGAGUUCCACGUUCACGGCCUUCAGGCGGACCCGAACACUUUGGCCGCAAGACUGUACCGAACUCGCCGUGGCUCAAUGGACCUCAACCUUGAGGAAGCAGCCGCCAAUUCUGGGCUGAUCACCCGUCUUCAACCCGUCACAGAGGAGUACAGUAACUACGUGAGCCCAGAGCUGCCCCUACCUCCCGGCAGCCUGCUCCUCCAUGGACAUAAAGACCGUAGUCCAGAACCGUCUAGCGACUCAUUGGCGUCUUCAGACGCCGGAGAGUUCAACUCUCCACCUCCUCACGCUGGACACCCACACCAUCCAGACGCCUCGGCCGCUCAGUCCAUCCCACAGACGUCUUACUACGGACCGGAGGCAGGAAGCGGCACCUGCGAGGGUCACCCACCCAGCCAGCAGACGUUCCUCUUCGUCCCACCUUCAGAGCUUCCCGCGACGGCCAGCAGCUCCCACAUCGGCAUCAGCAUGCUGCACGGCGCCUGGGCCAGGCAAAUGCCCCUCCAGCAGGACCUCUCGUACCACGAGUCUGCCCUGGCUCUUCAGGGCUCUGCUUUGGUAUCUGCUCCACAGUCCAGCAGUGCUGCAGUUUCCCUGGUCCCCGGCCCCGCCCAGUCCACCCAGUGGACCGACAACCCAGUCAACCCACAGUAUGGAGGUUACUACGUCCCAGCGCUCCCUUCGCAGCAGGCGGUUCCACAGCAUGUUUCUCUGGGUCCUGCCUCUCAGCCCAGUGUUUCCCUGCCCCAGCAGCAGCAGCUUCCACUGCAACCUGCCAACUCUGGCCUUCAGAGCAUAGCCCAGACUCACAUCCAGACAGGGCCUCCGGCUACACAGUGUGCUAGUGAGCUGAGUCCUCCGGUUCAGUCCCCGACGCCCUGUGCCGAGCGCCUCUUCUUCCUCUACCAGGCCGCCCAGCUCGCUCUGGUGCAGUCUCCAUUGUCCACGCUGACACAGCCUGUCCUGACAGACCCAUUCCCUCAGUCACCCUCCAUCCUUCCAGCCAUCAGCCUGACUUCGCUGCCCCUCUCCUAUUUCCCCCAGCCCUCUUCGCCUGGCCUGAGCAUCAUGGCUCCAGUGGCAAUUCCCCCAGUCACCAAGGCCCAGGGGCACCAGCCAGCCCCUGUGGCAGCCAAGGCCGCGCUGAGCCCCCCUCCUGCGGCAGUGGCGGUGGCGGCGGCAGCAGUAGGAACUAUGCCAGCUGUCUCUCCUGCAGUGCUGCCUGCCACCUUAGCCACAUCACCUUCCACACCAUCGCAGCCCAAAGCGAAGCCUUCUCCUCCUCCUCCUUCUCCUCUGCCGCUAGCCGCCACUGUACCGACAAUCCUUGUGGCCGCUGCUCCUCCUACCCCUACUGAGCAGUCGGGCCUAGCUUCAGAAAGUCCAGCCCAGACAUCAACCGGAUCCCAGACGGUGGAUAUGUCACAACUGCAGGCUCCGACUGUGCCCUGCACAAUAGAAAGCAGCCAUUCUGAUGUGGCGUCUGGCCUCAGUGAUGGAAACGAGGGUGUGACGGGCGGCAGGCACGAGGGCCGUGCAACCAAAAGGCACCAGCGUCGAUCGGUGCGCAGCCGCUCCCGCCACGAGAAGAUCACCAAAGCAAAGCUCAACGUGCUCAAUAUUUCCAGCAUGGGUGACCGAGUUGCCGAGUGCCAGCUAGAAACACACAACAGGAAAAUGGUGACUUUCAAGUUUGAUCUGGAUGGAGAUAAUCCAGAGGAAAUCGCUCAGAUCAUGGUUGAGAGUGAGUUCAUUUUGGAAAGUGAGCGCGAGUCUUUUAUCGAGCAGGUUCGGGAGGUCAUUGAAACAGCAGAUGAAAGCAGAGGUCUCGAGAGGGAAGGCAUCCAGACUGCGAGCAAACCUGAACAGCAGAUACCCAGUACCUGCGCACCUCUUCAGCCAGGAGUUGGCGUGAGUGCCACUACUCAAGUGGUGCACUCAACAGGUCGCAGAUUCAUCGUUAGUCCUGUACCUGAGUCCAGACUGAAAGACCAGUUCUUUAAUGCAGCCCAACCUGCAGCUCAACACCUGGAACAGUCUAUGCCAGCAUCAGCAGCAUCAGUUGCAUCAGUGGCAUCAGUAGGAGGACCUAAUCUGGGUUUGUCUCAGUCUGCGUCUGCAGUGAGCCUUCAGCAAGCCUUCGCUGAACUUCGCCAGGGCCAGUACGACCCCGGACCGAGCACAGCGCCCCCUACCCUCCACACCUCCAUGCCUCCUCUUCUACCAGUAGCCAAUCCACUGGCUGCUUCCUCCUCCACUGCUGCUGCUGCUGCUGCUGUGCUUUCUCCUCCCUCCCAACUCUCUGAACCAUCUCUCCCUUCCUCCUCACUCCCUCCUUUAUCUGCUGCCUUACCUUCUCAAGCCCUUCCUCCUCCACCCGUCAGCCAGCCUCCAAUAAUCUCCACGGUUGGCAGCAGCAUGAUGGUUCCUCCUUGCUCGGUUUCCUCGCCGAUGAUGGUGAGCACCGCUUCUAUGGCUCCGUCAGUCACGUACCCUCCAUCUACAGUCCCCCUCCAUGCCAUUAUAAACACAUCAGUGCCCAGUACUGCAGUUCCACCACCUCCUCAACCAGCUGCUAUCAUCAGCAAUGUGAAUUCUCUUGGUGGAGGAAGUGCCGAGCAGCUUCCCAUCCCUUCCACUGUUGUUGCUCAACUUACUCCAACCGUAGUCCCAACUACAGCCAUCCAAACGCUCCAGCUCACCCCUUCCAACGUCCCAAACACCUCUGGCCCUCAAGUCCCUCUUUCUCAAGUACCAAGCCUUCAACCGGUCACCUCUAGCAUCCCUGUAGUCCAACCUACACCAGUCCACAGCCAGCCUCAGCCCUCCACCCUUCCCAACCAGAGCCACACUCACUGUGUUGAGUGUGAAGGAGACGCCCAAAGCAAGACCCCAGGAAUCGACGACAUUCACGCCCUGGACAAGAAACUACGCUCCCUCUUCAUGGACCUCGGCUCUGGUCCUCCCUCGACGCAGGCAGACUCUGGAGCCCUGGAGCCCAGCAUCCCUGGAACCUCCUCCCCAACCAGCUCCACCACCAUCUCUGGCGGCCCUCCUCUCCCUCCAUCCAGCCUGCCUUUAGCGUUCUCAGGCCAGCCCACAGCCGGCUCUCCCAUGACCACGCCAGGCACUGCUGCCACACCUUCUAAAACACCUUUAUCAAGACUACCGGUGUUGCCUGUCGGCUCAGAGCAAGCCGGCACGCCACCCACCGAACACCCGCCACCCUUCCCAGGACCUUGUCUAACUCAGUCCCAGCAGCCUCUAGAAGAUCUGGACGCCCAGCUGAGACGGGCUUUGAGUCCAGAGACCUUGUCUGUCAGCAGUGUCACGCACCAGUCCUCCAUUACAGGAAUGCCUGUUGGAGGGCAGCCAGUUCCAUUCUCUUUGGAUGAUGAAGCAGCACCCACAUCUCCAGGUGGAGGCUUCAAACUGGGCCGAUUCCAGGUCUCCCUGGCAGCUGACGAGUCUUCUCUGCAAGCUCCCACCACCUCCAGUGACUCAUCCUCUUCUACCACUUCAUCUUCCACCUCUUCCUCAUCCUCACCCUCCUCUCUCUCCAGCCCUGAGAACACGCUGCACAGGGCCUCGUCUCCACUCCAUCAGCUAGGGGACGAUGUUGUGGAUGGCCUUCCUACAGCAUUACCUGGGCAUAAGGCCCCCUCCCUGCAACCCACCACCAUCGGCCGCUUUCAGGUCACCACCAGGGCCGACACCAAGGUGGGCCGUUUCUCUGUGGGACCGGCAGCGGAUGAUCCUCCUGCUUCAGUUUCAGAAGCUCCUUUGUCUCCAGAGCCUCAGCCUCAGGCUCAUCCUGCGGUGGGAAACGGCCCAGCCCUCAGCCCUGAGGGCAAGAGCCUGGCCAGCCUGAACAACUCCUUCAACUCCUACUUCAGUAGCGACAACGACUCUGAGUUCGAGGACGAGGACUUCAAGCGGGAAGUCAGCAAGCUGAGAGAAAAGCACAUGAUAGAGAGCCAGGCUCUCUACAGCCGGCAGAAAGAGGAGAUUGAUUCCCUUUUUGCCAGAAUGGGUAAAGUCCCUCCCGCCACGGUGAACCCGCCCGCAGUGACCCUGGCUGGUCGUAGACGGCGACCCACCAAGAGCAAAAGCAGCAAAUCCAGCCGCGGAAGCUCACAGGGCAGCAAGAGCCCACUUCAACCUGCGAGCAGCACUUUAUCAGCGCAGAGCGCACCCACAGUGUUCCCACAACAGCAGACCUUCCUGACCCCUGGAGGUUUGGUCGAUAUUGGGAGCAGCCCCCUUCUCCAACCUUAUAAACCUUCACCCUCCAGUGAGAACAUGUACUCCGCCUUCACCAGCGACGCCACGCUGUCUGCCCCCAGCCUGUGUAUAGCCACGCAAGGCUGUGUAAAGUUCAGCUGUGGGUCGGAGAGAGUGACCUUCAAACCAGGUGGCAGAAGGACCCGUUUUCUGAGUACGCCCUGCUUGGCUCUUUGGAAGAUGGUGAAAAAAGUGUGCCCCUGCAACCAACUCUGUAGGACGAGCAGUACCAACACAGUGGGUGGGCCCGGGCAGAAUCAAACUCAGCCGCCCACCACUGUGCCCCAGAGCCGCAAGGGCACGUUCACCGACGACCUGCACAAACUGGUGGACAACUGGGCCAGGGACGCCAUGAACCUGUCCCAGGGCAAGAGGGGCUCAAAGCACCAAUCACAGGCCCCUUCUCAGGGCCACAGCUAUGAUUCGAUUCCUCCUGCCAACAUGGGACGCAAGUACUCCGCUCCGGGUCAGUUGUGCCCCAACAUUGCUUCAUCUCUGAGUGGCCACACCACGCCCAUGCCCAACCCUCCUGCUACCUCUAUGGGGGCCCGUAAGGGCUCCCUCUGCCCUACACCACAGUACGGCUAUCCCUCUGCACCUUACAGCGGCCCGUGGGCCGGCGGCUCGGCCGCGCACACCCAGGCGGCGGGCCUGCUGGCCAGCUCCCAACCCCUGGGCCAGUUCUCCCAGGCCCCUGGCGCCCUGCAGGCCUUUCACAUUAGCACUUUGCAAAAGUCAGUCAGCAAUCCAGGAGGCCCCAACCUGAGGACCACAUAGGGCUGGUGCCUAGAAAAGAAGAGAAGAGAAGAGAGUGAAAAACAGUGGGGGCAGAGAAACAUGGACCGGUGGUGGUGUCUUUCUGUCUUUCUGUCUGUCUGUCUGUCUGCGUGGACUUGGGUACAUGAAUUGGGUUGCAUCGCAGCUUUGCAGACUCUUGACUUGUCCAAAGGGGGGCUAGCGGGAGAGCCCUCUGGCCUGUUUGCCUUCAAAAGUAUUUUUUAAAAUUGGGAGGAGACUGAUGUAGAUGUAGAGAGGCAGGAAAGAAAGAGAGGAGAGUCCAGCAGGGGGAGUAGUGUGUGUGUGUGUGGAGAGAGAGGCCAGGGUUUGUGCAACACAUACACACAAUAUCACACCUCUCAAUCCAAUCCCAUACUCUCCCACAGCCUGGGGACGUCUCGUCUCUCGUUCUCGUCACUCCUGCACUCUCGUGGACAUGCUGCGGGGCAAACGCACAGCACAACGUGAGGAGGAAAAGAAAGAAAGAGAGAGAAAGAGGGGAAAAAAAAAGGAAACGAAAGAAAGAAAACACAACGGUGAACACGAGAACACAAUGAGUGCAAUGUUAAGUGGCCAAAGAGGGUUGUGAUAUAUAUUUUUUUUCUUUUCACUUUUUCCAAAUCUCUUUACUGCGUGUAGUGAUGGCUUCCUUUGCAGACCAGCCUUUGCAGAAGUGUUUGCUCCAGAGUAGAGAGUAGAAGGGCAAAUUAGGGUGUUGAACUGUGUUGGGUUGAACUGUGUAGAUUUUUAAGAACUAGUCCCUGGAUUCAUCCUCUCUGAUUGACUCUGAUUGAUUUACAAGCUUUAAGCUUUUCUGCUGUUAAAUCAGCUUAGGUCUGUCUCUAAAGACUAGAGAGUGAGUACUAUUGGUCAAAGAUGAGAAAAGAUGAGAGAAGAAGGAGAGAGCGAUAGAGAGAGAGAGAGAGAGGACAUGCCCUAUUCAUCUCUCCAUUGCAACCCUGCUGCCACCCCAGUAUCUCCUCUAAUGCCAUGUAGUAAUGCAAUAAUUCUAGUAAUAGAAAGACAAAGCCCGUUUUAAAAUGAAAAACAGAAAGUGGCCUUCACAAUAGAGAAACCUUAAAAAAAUAUCCAUGUACAGCUUCUCUUUUUUAUUCAUUAGGUUAUGAUUUUAAAGAUUUGGUUACGUUUUAGUAAGGAUUUCCACGUGUGCAGAUAGAUGUCCAACCAAAAAAAGCUGCGUCAGAUCCCAGCUUGCAUUGUGGUGCGGCGUCAUGCUGUCAUACUGUAUUCGCCUGCCUGUCUCUAUGUUAUUAAAAAAAUAUAAAGGCCCUGAAAUUUAUGAUCAUCAAUCCUGGAGUAUGUUUUUAUAAAUCAGGGCUGUAGGAGGAAUAGGUUGAAGCGUGAAUAUUUUUGCGAUGUCGAUUCUGGCAGAUGAGUUAGAUGAGUCCCAGUCUUGCUACUGUUAAUUUAAAAGCUAAGCGAGACGAUGUUCUGGACGUUCUGGGAUUUUCUGGGAUGUUCUGUAAGUCUCUGACUCCUGUUUACCUGUACGUUUUUAUGUAGUAUUCUCAAUCGGUAUUGACGGGGGAGGUUGGAUUAAAUCGGGGGUGCCAGUCAGACUCUUCUUCACAUCUGUCUACAUACAGCCUCAUGACCUGUGAAGCUUUCAAUCUACUAUCACUAAUGUAAACAGCUUUUAUAUAUAUAUAUAUAUAUAUAUAUAUAUAUAUAUAUAUAUAUAUAUAUAUAUAUAUAUAUAUAUAUAUAUAUAAAUAACAGGCAUGACCAGGUUAUUAGGGCUCUCUUAGGACAGGUUGUUUGUUUAAAAGAGAAAAUGAGAGAAGUAAGUGCGUCCUGUACGGACCUGUAUUUACCCAUCAGUUUUUGAUGUUGAAACACUGUGAUUAUUAUUAUUAUUAUUAUAAAUGUUGUUGGACAACAUUAGUUUAAAACAAAGGCAGAAAAAGGGUGGAAAUCGGAGGGUUCUUGCUCUAUAUUAUAGUGUAAAGGUGAAGAAGAAAGGCUAGCUAUUACCUUCUAUACAGAACUUAUUGGAGACACUUUAAACUUUUUUUUGUUUGUUUUUUUUUCCCUUUGUACUUUCUUUGUAUUAGAUAAAUGUGAAUGUAAAAUGGUUUCAAUUAACAUACUUGAAUAACCGGUCUGUUUUUUUUUUUUCCUCCCUUAAACAUCCCCUACCCACCUGUACCCAGUACCCAGUGCCCAGAAAGCAUGCUGGAGUUUCUAGUGCCUUGCAUUCAUUCUUUUUUAUUUUUUUUGCUCAUUUUUUUCUGUUUAUUCUAUUCUAUUUUAUUCUUUCUUUCCUCCUUUUUUUUUGACCUUGCGAUUGGUUGUUGAGGCUGCAGGGAUGCCUGAAGUCUGUUGCCUGGUUGGAUUACUGACUAAACUGUUGACAAAACUGGUUACAGGAUACUGUGAGGAAAAGCAGAGGAGAGGAGAUUGUAGUUUCCGUGCUGUUUAUAUUGGAAGCUGUUGUUGGAGGCUGAAUUGAUUGGGUUGCGCAACUUUUAAGGGAAGAGCUUAAACGCUUUGUACAUGAGGUGCACAAACCUAAGCUGUUGGCUGUUAGCAUAGCAUAGCAUAACUGCCGAGGAAAUCAGCUUUGGCACCAAAAUCGCAAAAUCGUUGAGGUCAGAUUAGUCGAAAUGUAGAAAUUCUGCAGUGCUACCUUCCCCAUGUUUGCCAGUUUAGUUUUCUCAGACUGACUGCGUUCUAAAUUAGUUCUAGGUCAGCAGUCAUACUUUACAGGAUUGGCUUGGUCCAGGGAUGGUAACAGACAGUGGAUAAAGCUGGAGAUAAGCGAGCGUAGCUGGUUAUAACCGUUGUUAUAACCGUGGAUUAGUGAGUUAAGGUUGUGUUUGAAGGUGACUGUAUUAAAACGUUAAAACAAGUUGAUAGGCAUGCCUAUAACCAAGGCUUUCCUCUCUAUUUGGCUUAGAUUAGAUCAUAAUUCAAUCUCGAUCUUGAUCUAGAUGUUGAAAAACCACAGUGCCCCUUGGUUUCAUGAGAGGAGGUCAUUCAGCCAGCAGUAGAUCUUCUCAGAAGUUCUCAGUCAGAUGGAGCUGCGAGGAUGAGAAAAGUGAAAGAAAGCUGUAAGUGUGUGAGACAGCAGGUUGUCUGUUCUGAAAAAGUGACGUAAAAGAAAAAUGGUUAACCAGCUGAUUUUUUUGGAAAGAGCAAACCAGGAAAGCAAGCCCCACUGGUUGUAACUGGCUUUAGUGGCGAGUUAUUUAAGGUACGUGCAGUGCAGGGUUUGGGUUUGGGUUAAGGUUUGCUCUGUUUCUCCUAAGUGUGUGUGUGUGUAUGUGGUGUAGUGUAUGAAUGAGUGCUGAACCGUUGAACCAGUGAGGCCAGUAGACUGCAGUAGAGCGACACCAUUGAUAAAACAGUGCAAAAGAAGGUAAGUAAGUAAGACCGUGAGUCAGUUAGUUAGUGGUCCAUUGUAUGAUCAGGGCGUGAUUAGGGCAGGUAUCCUCUUAAGAAGGCUCUUCAUUAGACCAACACAAGACGGACUCACCAUUGGUGGUUUUAAAAGGUCUCCAGGUCUUUUCAGAUCUUCUACAGGCUCAUCCUUUUGCUUCUCUUUCCUCUUUCUUUCUUUAUUUUCUUCAUUUUCUUUAUUUACCUUGCAUCCUGCAUCCCUUUUUCCAGUUCUCAUUUAGCUGUACAGAUAACUGCCUUUUUCUUUUUUUUUCUUCUUUUUUUUUGUUGCAUUUUUACGUCGUUUCAUGCAGAUCAGUAGCUCUAUUUUUUUUUUUUUUAAAGUAGCAUUCACGAUGCACAACAUGAUGCCACUCACUAUGUACAGAAAGCGUAGGGAGUAAGGAGUUGGUAAAUCUCCACAUUUCUUUUUUUAUUUUAGUUUUAGUUUUUUGUAUUCUCUGUAAAGAUUAAAAAAAAAAUAAUAAUAAUAAUAAUAAAUAUGUGCAUGUAGGUUAGUCUGAGUGAGUCCUGGAAAACUACUGUAUUAGACUCUCAGCAGUAGACCUGCUUUAUCAGUGUCUUCAUGUCUUGUGUGCUCCGCUGGACGUGUCGCCAAGUACCAACCAGUCAGAUACAUCAUGUAGAGCAGAGGAUCCUGUGAUAAUGAUGAUUAUGAUGAAUCAGAAGAAGCAUAUAUAUAUAAAUCCAGAGCAGAUAGAAAGGUCAGUGUGGCAAAGAAAAGGUCAGCGUCUUCAAAGUUCAAAGUUCAAACCGUAGAGCAGUGAAAAACUAACGGAGUCACACCGGUCAUCCUAACUACUGAUCCUAGCGCUGAUAAGGACUGCUAGAUUACAAGCCUUUUUACUUAGCACUUAGCGCCGUUUAAGCAAACGAAGCAACGACGUCUGGUACAAGAAACAAGUCCACGUUACGCCAGUUCUCUACAGAAUAGAUUAUCAACUGUUUACUGUCUGUGGGUGGCUAUAUCAUACUUUCAGUGUUCAAUAAUAACAGUUUUUUUUUUUAGAUACCGUUUCAUUCGCCGUGUGCUCAGUGCUUUAAACCUGUGAACUAGGUAAACUAGAGAAAUGAAAUCGGUUUCAGUUACGUAGUUCUGUUAAUCAGCUCAAGAUCAAACCUUAACAAACCUUAAAGGAGAACUUCGGUGUAAAAUUGCCAGACUUUGGGUGUAGUAAAACAUGAUAAAAAAGAAAAUACUUACCUUUUGUUAAAUAUAGCACACCUCUGUUCUCCUGCAGCUUUCAGAGAUCCAGUCAUUUUGUGUGUUUUUUGACCAGCAAUGGCAACGGCCUCUUUGGGGCAUAUUUUGCCCAGAUAAAUCACUUUUUACAUCGUUACCCAGCUCAAAGUAGCUCCACACCUCAUUGGUAGAAUCGGGAAAGCCCAAACAUUUAAAACAAGGCAUUAAUAGCUUAAAAAGUGCACAAGAAGCUUCUUAAACACUGCGCUUUACAUCCCAUAGCGCUUCUUUGUAGCUCUCGGCGCCGCCAUCACUGUACUGAUAAUGACAUAGACAUAUAUACAUAGACAUAGACUCUGCAUAGCCUGCAGAUUCAGAUUCAGCUCUGGAUUCUACCAAGGAGGUCUGGAGCUACUUUGAGCCUCGAUAACAAUAACGUAAAAAGUGUAAAAAGAAUACAAAGUGAUUUAUUAGAAGCAAAAUAUGCCCCAAUACUGCAGUUGUACAGAGUUCUAGGCAAAAAACACACAAAAUUACUGAAUCUCAGGAAGCUGUAGGAGAGUGAAUGUGGGAUAUUUAACAAAGGUAAGUACUUAUUAUUAUUUUUUUUUUUUAACACGUUUUACUAAAACAAAAGUCCAUUUUACACCGGAGUUCUCCUUUAAAACACCUCCUUCUUAGUUCUCAAGAUUUCCAUUCUAAAAACGUACAUCCCAGACGAACGAGUGCCAUUCUCCUCCCGUUUCAGAUUAAGAGUCGUCUAAUAAUUUGUCCGUUUGCUCUCAUUCCGUAAAACCGAGCUUUUUGUUGUUUACCACAGGGAGUGAUUUAGUAGCUGCAGUGCAGAGAACAUGCUAUAUCUAUAGCAUAUACAUAUAAAAUAUAACAUAUAUACAUUUAAAUGAAUAUAAAUAUAUACAUAUAUAUAAAUAUUUGAUAAAAGGGGUUUAAUGGUUUCGAGAUUGUUCGAGACCUUGUCCCUGGUUUACUCAAACAAACAGUAGGGAGUUAGAAAAGUUACUGAAUUCAGUGCAAAUGCAUCACAAAUACUCUCCAGCACCACCUUUGUUUUUUUUUUUUUGGAAUGGAGACACUUAGAUACUUCUACUGUUGUUCAGUGUUGUUUUAUUUUGUUUAUUAUUGUUCGUUAUUGUUGUUAAUAUCAUCCUCCUCCUCCUCCUCAUCAUCAUAAGUUCUUCAUCAUCUGUUUACUCCUUUCGCCUUCCUAUUAAAGACGCUUAUAGUAGCAAAAGUGCCGAUAUGUGGAAAUGCCAUUCAAUGCACCACCUGACCACACAAUUCAGAUAGUGAACAUGCUCGUCUUUCUGCAGAAGAAGACCUUGCAUGCUACUUAGGUCUCAAGUUAUAUUGCCACAGAGUACUUUUAACACACACAGACACACACACACACACACACACACACAGACACACACAUGCAUAAAUCUGAACGAAACAGUUAUGUGGUUUAUUUUCCAUCUGAUCUCCUGCGGAAAGAAAUACAACAGAACAAUAUGUUUACUUAAUGCUACUGACCUGUCAUUAAGUUAUUUUUGUUUUGUACUACUAUCUGAAUUUCUGUUUGUUUUUUUUGUUUUGUUUUUUUGCCAUGUUGUGUCUCUAGGUCAUCUAGUGACUUUCAAUUCAGUGUUUUUUUUUCCGUAUACUAUUUAACAUUGUACAAAACGUUCAAAUAAAAUAAUUUAAAAAAAGUUGAAUAAAAUGAAAACCCAUCAAAAAACAUGUAGGGAAUCUUUGGCAGCAUUUAACUGUAUGUUUUGCACUAAGUAUAGGAUGUUCAAGCUUGGUAUAAAACUGCGCUUUGCGCUCCAAUUAAAACAAGAUUUGUUACCGUAUUUGUAAACUUAAUAAACGAAAGUCCUUUAAAUAAA